Akanthomyces muscarius is the source of this 1578-nucleotide messenger RNA. RefSeq lists its product as uncharacterized. Bases 1 to 1578 code for a protein of 525 amino acids. Gene Ontology annotation, molecular function: carbohydrate:proton symporter activity. Gene Ontology annotation, cellular component: membrane. The record is from RefSeq and is a predicted model, not a curated record. Gene Ontology annotation, biological process: carbohydrate transport; transmembrane transport. NCBI's taxonomy places the organism in Eukaryota, Fungi, Ascomycota, Sordariomycetes, Hypocreales, Cordycipitaceae. The transcript is spliced from 2 exons.
AUGGCGGACAUGACUACUGAGCACAAGUCUUCGAUUGAGAAGAACGGCGACGAUGUGGCAGAGGUGUUGCACUACGACGCGCACCCCUCCGCGGAGGAAAUGGCAGAGGCCAUUGCCGCAGCAAAGCUCUCCGCGCUGAGUCGCCCUCUGCUGAAAUUGUACUGCUUCUGCGCGAUUGCGUUUCUGUGCUCGACGAUGAAUGGCUACGAUGGCUCCAUCUUUGGGUCACUGCCGGCCAUGGAAUCCUUCCGUGACCGAUUUGGCGUGGGCAAGACCGGACCCAAGCUCGGGUACAUCUCCGCCAUGUAUACGGUCGGCACAGUCGUGUCGCUGCCGUUCACCGGACCGGCAUGCGACUUCAGGGGUCGCCGCGCGGGCAUUCUGAUUGGCAGCAUCAUCGUCGUCCUCAGCACCGUUCUCUCUGCCCUGGCCACGAAUACAUCCGCCUUUGUCGCGGGUCGCUUUUUCCUGGGCUUCGGCGUGAGCAUCGUCCGCUGCGCGAGCUCCAUCUGGUGCGCGGAAAUCAGCCCGCCCGCAUACCGCGGUGUCCUGACGGCCUUUUACAAUUGCACCUAUGCCGUCGGCGCGCUCAUGGCCGCCGGUGUCACGCGCGGCUCCGUGCACUAUGCCGGCGACGCGCAGUGGCGCAUCCCCGUGUGGUGCCAGCUCAUCUGCCCUGCCAUUGUCGCCGUUUUUGUCAUGUUCUUUCCCGAGUCGCCCCGAUGGCUCUUUGCCCACCACCGCGAGAAGGAGAGUCUCGAGUUCCUGACUACAUACCACGGUGACGGCAACCCGCACCACACGCUGGUUCGGAUGCAGAUUGAGGAGUACAGACAGGUCAUCUCGCUCAAUGGCUCGGACAAGAACUGGUGGGACUACAGCGACCUGUACAAGACCCGUGCGGCGCGAUGGCGCAUGCUCAAUGCCCUCAUCCCGUCGGUAUGGGGCCAGUGCUCCGGCAACGCUGUCGUGAGCUACUACUUGCCCGCCAUGCUCAUGACAACCGGCAUGACGCGCUCCGAACAGAUCCUCAAUAUCAACCUCGGAUACACUGCAAUCUCUGCUGUCGCCUCCUACGUGGGUGCCAGCCUGAUUGAGAAGAUGGGCCGUCGCCCGACCAGCAUCUGGACGUCUGUAGCGUGCUCCCUGUGCUUCGCGGGCAUCACGGCCGGCACGGGCAUCUAUGCCGCGACCAAGGCACACAGUGCAGCUUCCGCAGGCAUUGCUUUCAUCUUCAUCUUCGGCUGGUGCUACAAUUUUGGCAUGACGCCGCUGCAGGCCCUGUACCCUGUCGAAUGCCUGUCGUACGAGCAACGCGGCAAGGGCCUGGCUUUUGUAUUUGCCUUUGUGCACUGCCUUGCCUUCGUUAACCAGUUCUGCUUCCCAAUUUCCCUGCAAAACAUUGGCUGGAAAACGUACAUUGUAUUUAUCGCGUGGGAUCUCAUACAGGCAACUAUUAGCUACCUCUUUUCGGUGGAGACUAAGGGACGGUCGCUGGAGGAGAUGACUGAGAUUUUCGAAGCUCCCAAUCCUGUGAAGGCUUCGUUGCGAAAGAUCAAGCCUGCGUCGGAUGUAUAA